AUGCAAAGCAAUCGUGUUCCUGGCCUGUCUAUCGCUAUUGUCCGGGGUGACCAGGCCAAGUCCACAGGCUAUGGCUUCGCCUCGGUCAAGUCUCAAGAACCAUGCACUGCAGAUACGCUCUUCGACAUCGCAUCUUCCUCCAAAUCACUCACUGCCGCAGCAAUUGCCCUUUUAGUCGAAGAUGCCAAGUAUUCAGGAGUUCAAUAUGACUCACUAAUGUCUGAACUGCUGCCCGACGACUUUGUCAUGUCAGACGAAUUGCACACCAAGACCGUUACUGUAGAUGAUCUCUUGGGGCAUCACACUGGCAUGCCUGGACACGAUGAUUCAUACAUGGGAAUCCGUGCUACAGAGCCUGAUGAUGCGCGAUCAAUCACGCGAAAUUUGCGAAAUCUCGCUGUCACUGCGCCGCCGCGGACGCGCUACAUCUACUGCAACAUGAUGUACACUGUCUUGACGCAUCUCAUAGAAACCAAGAGCGGACAGCAGUUUGAUACAUUCCUACAAGAGCGCAUUUUCGACCGUCUUGGCAUGACAUCGAGCAGUCUACAGCCCAAAAGCGCCAGGGCUAGAGGUCACGACCAUCGACUCGCAAAAGGGCAUAUCUGGGACAAGAAGUCCGCAUCAUAUCGCGAGUUCGACGCGGUAGAUUGUCCAGAAGGCCAAGGCGCGGGGUCAGUGAUCUCCAGCGCCAACGAUUUCAUCAAGUUUCUCAGCGCCCUUAUCGAUCGCAACGAUCCCAUAACUGAGGAUGUAUACCAAGGAUUGACUCGGCCGCGAUCUGAACGAAGUGCCAACCAUCGUCAAAGAACGGUCGGCAUUGACCGCAUAUUCUACACAGCGGGCAUGGAUCUAUACUGGCAAGGCGAACAUGCAGUGCUUGGGCAUAGCGGCGAUAUCACAGGCUUUGGCAGUCGUUUUGUAUUUCUGCCAGAUCUCAAGUUUGGUGCUGUCGUGAUGGGCAACUCCUCGGGAACCAACUCGGUAGCUGCACAGCUGUUUCGUGAGUUUAUCACAGAAGUCGUCAACUCCGACAUGGCUCGACAGCAAUUGAAGGCGGUCGCUGGUAGAGAUGUGCCUAUGAAGCUGCCAGAGGUGCGCAUGCAUCCAAAGUCGGAUUCACAAGAUCACCCAACUGGAAUGGCCAAGGCGAAGGGUGUGAAGGGUAAGGACCAGAAAAGAGAUAGUCCUGAGGUAAAAGUCGUGUCACAAAGAACUAUGGCUCUCGGAGCUUAUACCGGCGACUAUUGGAAUCCUGGGUAUCACAACAUGCGAGUGGAGAUGAGAGAGAAUGAGUUGUUCAUCGAUGCGACAGACCGCUCAAUGGGAUUCACUGCCAGACUAAAGCACAGGCGAGAUCAGUCUCUGUACGAUGCGCAUGUUCGAGACGCUUUUGAUACGGGUGAUGAAGUUCUGAUGACCGAGUUCACAAUCGAGGACGACAAGGUCGUCAGGAUGGGCAUGGAUCUAGAACCGCUUAUUAGGGACUUGAUAUGGUUCGACAAAGUUGGGAAUAAGUGA
Fusarium mangiferae is the source of this 1521-nucleotide messenger RNA. RefSeq lists its product as uncharacterized. The record is from RefSeq and is a predicted model, not a curated record. The transcript has 2 exons. Lineage: Eukaryota; Fungi; Ascomycota; Sordariomycetes; Hypocreales; Nectriaceae. The coding region runs from base 1 to 1521 and encodes 506 amino acids.